CCGCGACCUUUCCCCACCGAGCCCCCACCCGCUCCGUUCCCCGAAACUUUCCUCCGCGCGAAUCCGCAGCAGCGGGAGCGGCGGCGGCGGCGGCGGCGAGGCGGAGAUGUCGUACCUGCUGCCGCAUCUGCACUCGGGGUGGGCGGUGGACCAGGCCAUCCUCGCGGAGGAGGAGCGCCUCGUCAUCAUCCGCUUCGGCCACGACUGGGACGAGACGUGCAUGCAGAUGGAUGAAGUUCUUGCAGCAGUUGCUGAGACCAUAAAGAACUUUGCGGUCAUCUACCUUGUCGACAUCACCGAGGUUCCAGAUUUCAACACCAUGUACGAGCUGUAUGAUCCAUCGACUGUGAUGUUCUUCUUCCGCAACAAGCAUAUCAUGAUCGAUCUGGGGACAGGAAACAAUAACAAGAUCAACUGGGCCUUGAAGGACAAGCAGGAGUUCAUUGACAUUGUGGAGACUGUCUAUCGAGGUGCUCGCAAAGGCCGUGGUCUGGUGAUCGCUCCCAAGGACUACUCCACUAAGUACCGGUACUAAGCUAUUUCGCACCAUGUCUGCUGUUGUGCGAUUUCUAGCCUGUAUUCUGUAAAACCCCUUAACAUUAAGGGCAGGUCAGGUGACCUUAGUGCAAGAGCUGCCAACUUGCUGUGUGUUGCUUAACUAGAAACUGUAAUCCUUGAUUGUUCAGAAGUAUUGAGUGCCAGAACAGAAUAUACACUCUAUUGAUACAUCGAUGACAAUUUGAUUGGUGUGGAGAA
Molecule: messenger RNA, 756 nt
Organism: Oryza brachyantha (malo sina)
Lineage: Eukaryota; Viridiplantae; Streptophyta; Magnoliopsida; Poales; Poaceae
Product: thioredoxin-like protein YLS8
Exons: 2
Coding region: 107-535 (142 amino acids)
Biological process (GO): mRNA splicing, via spliceosome
Cellular component (GO): U4/U6 x U5 tri-snRNP complex; U5 snRNP; spliceosomal complex
Source: RefSeq, a predicted model, not a curated record